AUGUUUGUCACAAACGGGGGUGUUUGGAAAACCGACGUUUGUUCUCUUGUUAUCUGCUUUAACGGUGGUGCUUGUGGGAGAACCGACAUGCCGCUGACGUUGUCCACCAUUGGUGGUGUCGUGCUACUUGAGAUCGUCGUUAGUUGUUGGUUUUGUAUGGAUUCGUUUUGUGUUAACACGGUGGCAGAGGACAUCGAUCCUUCAGCGAUUGGCCUCCAUGAUUUGCUCAUUGGAGCAGUAGUUAUUGAGCCAUCUUGUUAUGGUGCUUCACUGGUAACUGGUGUGAAGAUGGGAAUGGUGAUCAGUUCCAACGACAUCAUAGGUCUGAUGGGGCUCGUUGGUGUCCCACCAGCUCCACCAGUGUCUCCGGUUGUCAUCUUCAGGUGUUGA
Molecule: messenger RNA, 390 nt
Organism: Lactuca virosa
Lineage: Eukaryota; Viridiplantae; Streptophyta; Magnoliopsida; Asterales; Asteraceae
Source: the annotation of a GenBank genome assembly